AGCAAUUAUUACUUACGUAUAGGGUCUGUGUAGGCCAAUAAACAAAGAUCACCUUGAACGCAUUUUUUUAUUCGGGAAGGAGACAAUUUAGUAGGUUUGCCAACUCAAUGCAUUCAUGUAUCUGAAUUCAUUUAUUUAAUGAAUGUCCAUUGUUUUCAGAUGUUAUUCGAUAUUAAAAUGUCUAAAUAAAAAUUUUUCUAAACACUGUGAGAUUAAUAAUGGCGACACAUCUGGUUCAGAUAAAAAUGUCCACAAGCAUUCACACGCACCCGAUUAAACUUAAUGCAUCCCAAUUAUCUUAUUUAAUUUUUCAAAUCGAUAAGUCAAAAGGCAUUAAGUAUCACGUUCGCAAUGUGCUUAUCAAAGCCCUUACGCGGAAUCGUAUCAAUCAUUUGACCUAUUUCUUGACGCACAAAGAACUUGAAAUGCAAGCACACAGUGCACAGGUGAGCGAAACCACGAGAACAGAAAGAUAUCAAGAUAUAUAUACUCAUCAGGAAAAUCCAAGGCUUUCGGUGAGUUUUGAUUUGAACUCAGGAUCGGAUACACGGUCGAGCACAAGAGCAAUGGCCGAUCAACUGAAGCUCAGUUUGCUAAUGAAAUACCUGCUGCCGUUACCUAUUGUGGAAAAUGACUAUAUACGUAACCAGGAAAGUUUAAGACGAAUCAUCUGUCAGCAAGAGGGGGAGUUUUUUCUGCAGUGUGAGCGGCCUGUUGGCAGCAGCGUGGACGGUCUGGGGGUUCCUCCGCACGUAUAUAUGCCGCCUGGAGGCGAACCGGAAGGAAUAAUUUCAGAUAUUGACACCAUGAUCGUUCAUCGUAAUCUGUAUUUAAGCAAAGAUGAGACAGAGAUGUGCCAAAUUUUUACUGUAGAACCAACGACAAACCCAAUAUAUGUUCACCUCCGUGAGACGGAGGACUAUGCAAGACUUUCCAAAAUGGACGGACACGAGUCUUCCGGGACCAGUUACAUCGAAACUGUUUCCAUGACAAAACCUGUGCAAAAGCAUCAGUAUUCGCACAGGCAAAACGUUCAGGAGCGACUCAAAAACAGAAUGACAUUUGUUGAAACAGAGGUGCUCCAAGGCCCGUCAGCUGCGGUCUACUUUCAAACCCCCAACUCCGAUCUGAACGUAGAUUUUGAUUGCGUGCCGGCCUACUUCCACGAAGAGUGGCCCGCAAGAGAGUGGGAAAUUCGGACCCGGCCGUUUGGCUGGCCGAGUGAAAAACUAAUAACCACAUGCGUGUCUAAGGGCUGCUUCCUCGUUCCUACCGGGCCAGGAGGGAGGCAGGGCCUUGAAUGGAGAUAUUCCUUCACGGCACAGGAGCGGCUUCUAGCACAAUCCAUGUCAGCAGUGCAGAGAAAGACGUAUAUCAUGUUUAAACUGAUUUAUCGUUAUUUCAUAUGCAGGGAAUUCCCCACCUCUGCCGUGAGUUCAUAUCACUUGAAGAACUUGCUUUUUUGGCGCAGUGAGAAAUUACCUCCUAAACAGUGGACCCAGAACAACAUGCCUAGCAACGUCGUCAUGCUCCUUAAUGAUUUGUUGCAAUGUGCAGUAAGCUGCUAUUUGCCGCAUUAUUUUUUACCGAAUGGCAACUUGUUUGAACGUGUUCCCAGGAAAACACUCCGUCAGUUUGCGAAAUCGGUUGUUACUGCACUGAAAAAUUUGGGAUUCGUUUUAGAAAUACUUUACAGACACCUUGACUUUAAAGAUCUCAAUGAAUUUAUAAGCCCAUUUGAAGCGACAGAAAAUUUGUUGACCAUCAGCCCUGAACCUACAUUGCAUGAAGUUCGCUACCAUUGGUUGAAUGUUUUUGCCUCUGAGUACAUUUUACUAAUUGCAAUCAAUCUCAGUCGUCUCAAAAUAUGCGAGACCGCACGCAUGUUGUUUGGACAUCCGGCCACGUCUGGGCGACAGUUCGAGAUCUCGUACCGUACAGCAAUUAAUUAUCUGACAGACUGCCUGUUGAUGGUCUUCAAUGACAUUGCUCGUUCGGUUGACAGCUCUGAUGCCAUGGUCGGAUAUCUUGCAGAAAGGAGAGUUCACACAGGCGCCGCGGCGUGGAUUAUAUCUUAUCACUGCUACAGAAGAGACCUCUCCAUAGCGCCCCUGUCUCUUUUUGAUUUAUUUUUCAAUGCACUGGGGGAAGCUAUAGGGUUCUCGAAUGAUGCCCGCACACAGGAGUGGAAACAACGCGUGGAUGCUUGGCUUGCCAACCCAUCUCUCCUGCCUGAAAUGUGCUCUUUGAAAAGUUUGUACUAUGAGGAAUUUAAAACUGCGGAUUUUUCUUUUUCUAGACUCUUUGAUGUUUUAGAAGAACAUGAAUACGACCAAGAAAAGCGCAGGGAGAUGCCGGCAGACAUUAAAGCCGCUAAAGCCGAAACUAAUCUCCGCCAGAAACGCCAAGACGACGAUGACGACGACGAUGUCGACAUCAACGAUUUACUGCAAAAUUGGAGCAUUUUUGAUGAUGAUGAUGAUGAUGACGACGACGACGAUGACAUUUUGGACACGGUGAGCAGGUCAAAGCGGUCACUGGGCGACGAAGAUGGUGAUGACGACAGCGAGGAAAUCGAUACUUUCCGUGAACGUCUAAUGAGAUCCAUAUUAUACGAUGAUGAUGACGACGAGGACGAUGAUGAUGACGACGUUGACGACGAUAUUUAGAAGUAAAGAACAUUUCAAUUAAAAAAAAGGAAACUUACCCAUCUUGGACUUGUUUAUCAUUGCCACAUAAAAACUGUAAUAUUUGAUAGGAACGUUUGUCAUUUUUCAAGAGAAAAAUAAAGUCUG
Lingula anatina is the source of this 2795-nucleotide messenger RNA. RefSeq lists its product as uncharacterized. NCBI's taxonomy places the organism in Eukaryota, Metazoa, Brachiopoda, Lingulata, Lingulida, Lingulidae. The record is from RefSeq and is a predicted model, not a curated record.